Messenger RNA from Fusarium venenatum, 1536 nucleotides. Lineage: Eukaryota; Fungi; Ascomycota; Sordariomycetes; Hypocreales; Nectriaceae. The record is from RefSeq and is a predicted model, not a curated record.
AUGGCAGACAAUAAACCUACUGGUGCUCCUGCCGAUGAGAUCGAGCUUGUUAAGAGACAAGAACAGGAAGUAAUGCCCAAUGCUUAUCACGAUGUCAGCGACGAGUACCCAGCGAAGAAAAGGAAGAGUGUCCUCCUCAAGAUGGAUCUUCACAUUAUACCAUUGCUUAUGAUUCUCUAUUCGACAGUGCUCUCUUAUAUCGAUAGAGCUAAUAUCGGAAAUGCAAAAAUUGAAGGCAUUGAGGCAGACUUGGAUCUGUCACCAAAACAAUACCAGAUCACCUUGUCGAUCUUCUUCGUUAGUUAUAUUUUUUGUGAGGUACCUUCGAACUGGAUCCUCGAGGGAUACUUCUCGCAGAGGCCUUCGCUCUACAUCGGCAUUAUCACAGUCCUUUGGGGUAUAAUGAUGACACUUCACGGCGUUGUCAAGAAUUUCAAUGAAAUUGUGACCGUCCGCUUCAUCAUGGGUAUCUUUGAGGCCGGCUUCUUCCCAGGCGCAAUAGCUCUGCUCAACAAGUGGUACACCAAGUACGAGCUAGCCACGAGGCUAGCUCUGUUCUACACGGCUUCUGCUCUCUCGGGCGCUUUCUCAGGCUUGCUGGCUUAUGCAAUUGCCAAGAUGGAUGGUGUUGCUGGCCAGGAGGGUUGGAGAUGGAUCUUCACUAUCGAGGGUAUUGCCACUAUCUUCAUAGGCUUCAUUACCCCCUUUUUACUUCCUGAUACCCCCGAAAGAAGGCCUAAUUGGCUGACGGUUGAGGAGUGCGACUACCUCAUCCGCCGUAUGGUAGCACAGAAUGGCGGCGAGAGAGCUGAUGAAGAGGGCCAGAAGCUCACCCUCGCCCUCAUCAAAGAUGUCGUCACCGAUUGGCAGUACUAUCCUCUUAUACUAUGCUACUGGAGCAGCACAGUCCCAAUCUACGGCAUGAAGUUUACUCUACCUCAGAUUAUCAAGAAUAUGGGUUACUCAUCUAGUAACGCCCAGCUACUUAGCAUUCCUCCCUAUGUUGCAGGUGCUAUUAGCUCGGUCGGGUUCAAUAUGCUUGGCGACAAGAUGCGUCGCCGCAGUUAUUUUCUCAUCAUCCCUCAGGUUCUUGUGGUUAUCUCCUACUGUAUUAUCACACCUCUUUCGUCACACAUCGCCGAUCACAUCGGUGCUUGCUUCUUCGCUGUCAUACUUUUGAACAUCGGUGUGUACCCGAUCAAUCCCGGUACUUCAUCGUGGGCGAGCAACAAUUCUGCUGGAGCGGCUAAACGCAGUGUCGCGUUGGCGUACGUCCUAUCGAUCGCAAGUAUUGGCGGUAUCUUUGCGAGCUACAUCUUCAUUGACAGUGAGGCACCGGGAUAUCCUACGGGCUUUGGUGUCUCUAUGGCGGCAGCAAUCGUGGGCAUCUUUUCCGUUUGUUUCUUGGACUUGUACUACAAGAGAGUCAAUAAGGAUCGAGACCAGAUGUCAAUCGAAGAGAUCUCGGAGAAGUACAGCGAGGAGGAUUUGGCGAGACUUGGAAAUCGCAGCCCACUCUUCCGCUACACUCGCUAG